UGCGACGUCGCCCGGUUCCCAGCGCAUGGGGGUGAACCCGGGGCGAAUGAACCGGCGAACCGGUUAAAGAGCAGGCGCCGCGCCGUCUAUAAAAGGCGCCCGAUGGUGACCCUGGCCACUCGACAGGAAGAGGACCGAUAGGGCCUCUGAAGAAGGACGGCCGCUGAUUCCAUGGCGACGUCGUGGUUCCGGACCGCCUGCGGUUUUUUGCUGCUUGUGGGGCUCGUGGUCGCCGUCGUCGGCGACGGCGCUCCGGAGAAGCCCCUCGAAGGGCCGCUGGAGGACGAGGAACGGGCCAAGGCCUACCUCAAGGACGCCGACGUCCUGCUCACGGACAUGUGCCUCAAGUCGUUCGGAGCAGAGUGGGACUACGCCAACAACCUGACCGAAUACAACAAGAACAAGAGCGUAGAACAGACCCUACGGGCCAACGUUCUGGAGAAAGAGGUCUGGAAGAACGCCACGCAAUUCAAAUGGACUGGCUUCAAGGACGAGAAGACGCGCACCAUCUUCCGACGCCUGUCGGUGCUCGGCACAGCGAUCCUGCCGGAGGACGAGCGAACCGAGUUGGUGAAAAUAAUUUCCGACAUGGAUAGCAACCACGGAGGAGGAAAAAUUUGCCCAUUUGUUCGAAAGACCAACACGUCCGACGAAUGCAACGUGCCGUUAGAACCAACCAUCAAGAACACCCUCCAGGAUUCAAGGAACUACGAUGAGCUGCUGUACGUCUGGAAUGAAUGGCGGAAAGUUGCGGGGAAGCCGGUCAAAGCAAAAUACUUUCGCUACGUGGAACUCCAGAACGAAGCUGCUAAGCUCAAUGGUUUCAAGGACGCCAGCGGCAUGUGGCAACACGUAUACGAGUACGACGGUUUCGAAGAAACGCUGCACAAGUUGUGGCUGCAGUUGGAACCUCUUUACAAGGAACUGCAUGCCUACGUGAGAAGCAGACUUCGCGAGCAAUAUGGCGAUAAGAUCAAAGCAGAUGGUCCUAUCCCAGCCCACCUCUUGGGACACAUCCACGCUCAAGACUGGAGCUCUUUGAACAAGUUCACUGAACCAUAUGUUGGAAAACCAACCAUUGAUGUUACUGAUGCCAUGAGGAAGAAGAACAUGACGGCAAAGGACAUGUUCCUGCUCUCUGAGGAGUUUUUUACGUCACUCGGGCUUCCGCCGAUGCCCAAAUCUUUCUGGGAAAAGUCUGUGCUGGAAAAGCCCACGAACAGAGAAAUCAUUUGCCACGCAUCUGCUUGGGACUUCUGUGGAACAUCGGAUGUUAGAAUCAAGCAGUGUACACAAGUCAAGAUGGAUGAUUUGAUUGUGGUUCACCAUGAGAUGGGACAUGUGGAGUACUUUCUGAAGUAUGCAAAACAGCCCUACUUCUUUAGGAAUGGGGCAAAUCCUGGUUUCCAUGAAGCCAUAGGGGACACUAUGGCCUUGUCUGUUGCCACACCAAAGCAUCUGAAAGCCAUUGGACUUCUAGAAGAAGGUGCCGAAGAUGAAGAGACAGAUAUAAACUACUUGUACAGCAUUGCUCUGGACAAAGUGGCGGUGAUUCCAUCUGUGUAUAUUUACGACCUCUGGCGCUGGAAUGUGUUCAAGGGCAAGUACAAGCCCGAGAACUACAACAAGGGCUGGUGGGACCUGCUGCUGCAAUACCAAGGCAUCUGUCCAGGAGUCUCUCGUACCUCCGAAGACUUCGAUCCUCCGGCCAAGUACCACAUUUCUGCAAAUGUCCCAUACAUUAGGUACUUCGUGAGCAUAGUACUACAGUUCCAGUUCUACAAGGCGCUCUGCGAAGAAGCUGGGCACGUCGGACCACUCCAUAAGUGUGACUUUUACCAGUCCAAGGAAGCUGGGAAGCUCUUCGGUGACGUGUUGGAGCUCGGGCAGUCCAAGCCAUGGCCAGAAGUCUUGGGCAUGCUGACCAAGGGCAAGACCAAGAACAUGGAUGCAGGACCCCUGAUGGACUACUUCCAGCCUCUGCUGGAAUGGCUACGCAACUAUAACAAGGGAAGGCCUGUCGGAUGGAAAAGUGACGACUCCACCUCUUGCCCUCUGCCAUUGCCCCCUUGCAGAAAGAAACACAAAAAUUAAACGGAAUGGAACCCGACCACAGACCAGACGGCUGCUGACACGGCCACUUACGGCACGAGAAUAAAAUUCCACUUGGUUUUAAACCGAA
Molecule: messenger RNA, 2182 nt
Organism: Ixodes scapularis (black-legged tick)
Lineage: Eukaryota; Metazoa; Arthropoda; Arachnida; Ixodida; Ixodidae
Product: angiotensin-converting enzyme
Exons: 13
Coding region: 172-2094 (640 amino acids)
Biological process (GO): proteolysis
Cellular component (GO): plasma membrane
Molecular function (GO): peptidyl-dipeptidase activity; metallopeptidase activity
Source: RefSeq, a predicted model, not a curated record